This is a messenger RNA of Moneuplotes crassus, 3912 nucleotides long. The record is from the annotation of a GenBank genome assembly. Lineage: Eukaryota; Ciliophora; Spirotrichea; Euplotida; Euplotidae.
AUGCUUGUUAAUUUGUUAGGUUCAUAUUUUCACAAGAGCCUAAGUGGAUGGUUGAGAGAUCACAUAGAAAAAUUUCUAGAAAAUUUCGUGGAAGGAAUAAAUGCAGACCAGUUCAGAAUGAGUCUGUCCAGAGGAGUUAUUGAUCUCAAGAAUUUAUCCAUCAAGCCUACUAUCUUGGACAGCAUACCUCUCCCUUUGAAGAUUAGAUAUGGUAAAGUAGGAAGUGUAUUUGUUGAUAUACCUGUCACAAGUAUCCUUUCUUCACCCCUUAAAAUUGAGAUCAGAGAUAUUUUCAUACUGAUCAAUCCCAAAGAUGUCAAUGAAUGGAAUGAAGAAGACACUAAGAAAGAAUUUAUUGAGGGAGUCCAGCUCCAACUUGAGGCACUUGAAGACAUAUUCAAGGCCCAACUUGAGAUCCAGAACACUGAACCAGGGAUGUGGGAGAGUAUGAAGAUAAAGAUUUUAGACAAUAUCCAGAUUGAUAUUAAGAACAUUUGUUUCAGAUUCGAAGACUCAAUCUCCAACGAGAAGACGUCUUACGCUUUAGGAAUCAAUCUUGAGACUAUCCAGCUGUACACAUGUAAUGAAGAUUGGGAGAGAGACUUUGUUUCAGGAAAAGAUAUUUCUCUCAAAAUGGCUAAGAUCACGAACUCCGAAAUGUACUUGAACUACUGUGACAAAGGAGACGAAGACGAUAGCGUCAACUUGGGAAAUCUUGAAGAGGAUAUGGAUCCCGGAAAGAUUCUACAAGACUUACUUAAGCGCAGCAAACGAAACAGGAAGUUGAUUGAGAAGUUUUGUAUCGAAGCCAAAGUCAAGUUUAAUAAAACCCUCAAGAAGAACAGCAAGCCCAUGGUAGACGUCAACCUCGUCAUUGGUGGUAAAUUUAUGGAGGAAAGGAAAGAUAUAAUCGCCUCUGAAGAGAGAACUAACUUCUUCAGGCUUCAAAAGCAACAAAUGAACUGAAUCUUGAAGUACUUGGAUUAUUCAGCCAAAUACAGAGAAUUCAAAACUGAGGCUCAAAAGAGCUUCCUUGCUAAAUAAAUUCAGGAAGGAGGAGUCCCAGAGAUACAUGACUCUAUACGAGGAGUACAAGAGGAAAGCUGGUGAUGACAAGAGAAUAGAAGAGCAAGAGAAAGUCGAAGAGCUUCGAGGAGAGAUGAAGGAAAUUGAGGAAAGGUAUGCCUAUGAGACCAUUGCAGCCUUGAGGCAAGCCGCCACCAACAGGUACAGCCUCGACCCUCAGAAGGCACGAGAGAGAGAAGAAAUGUGGAGGAAGAUAGAGAGGUUCGAAUAUUCCAAGACUGAAGGUGUUUUAUCCUUAUUGUUGUUUCCUUUCGGAAGGUCUAAGGCUCAAAAUCUCAAAGAUAAGCAAGAUACCAAGGAGUUCAGAGACAAGCUAAUCCGAGAAUUUGAAGAGAAAUAUAAAGAUGAAGAGGAAAAGAUAGAUGAAGCAAGUGAAAAUUUAUUUGAAAUUGGAUCAAGGUUCAACCAAGAAGCACUCAGAGUCAUGCCUGAUGAAUGGGCUCAAUUCUUGGUUAAUGUUUUUAUCCCCAAGCUCAGAAUUGCCUUGCUAGAAGAUGACUCUUGGGCUAAGAAGGGAAAGGCCAUCAUGGAGAUAGAAAUGGUUGACAUGAGGACUGAUGCACAAAUUGGACAAAAUUGGCAAAAGAUAGAUAUCUCCUUUGCAAAACUCAACUUCAUCGAUAACAUCACUGAGAACACCACUGGAAGAGAUAUCUCGCAGUCUAUUGUUAACACUAUCUUCUCGGAGAACCCAUACAAUGAUGGGAAGGAUAGCUUAAAGCUGCACUUUGAAACCAACCCUAGAUUCGAGGAUUGGGAAGUGAAGACAAGACUUUACUCAAAAAUAAGCCAACAUAUCUUUGCUCACAUGCCACUCGUCAAGGAGCUCCAGGAGUUCUUUGGUGCAGGAGAAAGCUCUGAGGAGCUAAUACCUAAAUCAUCAAAAAUGCAAGAAAAUUUAGAUGACCUCAGUCAGCUCUGAGACUAUAUUCAGAAGAGAGAAACUCAAGCUCUAGAGAGUCACUUCGAGAUUUGUAGGAACCAUAGCGACUCUUCACCAUUUGAUAGAGAGAUGCACCAUAAGUUCGUAAACUACUCUUCGAAUAAAGGAGAACAAGAUCAUCAGAAAUUGAUGAUUAAUUUGCAGAUCAUUCAGAUAUUGGUUGGAACUAUCAACAAGGACUCUGAAAGCGUAAAGGGACUAGACAAUCUAAUACAAGCAACUCACAGUGAGGCUUUCAAUGACAUUAUUGAAAACUACAAAGAAGUUGAGCUUAUCAAGAAUUCAGAAGAUGCUCUGAAUGUUUCUGGGGAUCAUGUCUUUGAACUUUUAAACUCUCUUAGAAACAUCCCAGGCAAAAACCUGAGUCAGGGCCUUAGCAAGGAGUCUCAGUACAACUUCAUGUCCCAAGUACAGAAAGAUGUAAACGAAAGAUACCUUCAAGAAGCUCAGUUUGGUGCUGAAAUGGACAAAACCAGUGAUUACAAUUUGCAAAGAUCUAUUUCUGACUUAUAUGAAGAAGAACAAAUUUAUCAGAUUUUGAAGGAGACACCCAGCUUCAUAAAAGAGGAGCCCCAAAUGACUGGAACCUCCAGACGUUUGGCCGAUCAGGACCAAGCCUUAAGAUCCCAGCUUCCUGAUUCUCCCGAGCACGAACACCUAAAAGAUUAUGAGGAAGAGAAAGGAGUCAGUCUUCUCCAGACUGAGGCUGGCAGGUCUGACGCUCAUUGAUUUCCAGUCGAAUUUAAAGAAGAUCACUUUUUGCCUAAUUUUACUAAUCCUGAUAAAGAAGUAGAAGGCUUUUCAGGCGAGAACUAUAAAUCUUGAAAAAGUGAUUUAGGCUCGGUCUCUGCUACUAAUGAUUAUGUCUUUGCUGUAUCUAAGCCAAGCUGGGCUUGCAGAGGCAUUCAGAAUGAAGCCAAUAAUUGAUUCAUGAUAGUCACCCUCCAGAUGCUCUUCUCCGUCCCUGAGUUUACCGAGUACUUAGGUGGAAAUAACCCAGACAUAGAUUCAGCUAUUGGAGAUUUACCAGCUUUAAACUUUAAGGAGAUGCUCAACGGAAAGUCAUUUACUUAUGAAAUGGCUAAGUUAAGUAAAGAUUAUUUUAAACAAGAGACUUCAAUGACAAACAUUGAGAAGUUGAGAUCCCUAUCUGAAAAAGAGUUUGGUCUGAACGAGCACCAUGAUGCUAGUAGAUAUCUGCUUCAUUUGUUUGACAACUUACAGAAUGAACAGAGUCUUGCUACAAUGUCAUAUUUAUCCUCAAAUGAUGGCCACUCUGCCAAUUCAUUACAGAAACUACAAGAAUCUUAUAAUUCCAUAAUUGAUGAACUCUUUAUGGCGAAGAAUAGGAUAGUCAUUAUAUGCAAAUCAUGCAGUAUAAUGAAAGAGAUUUAUGAGGAGUUCAAUAUGAUUCCUGUUCCAAUAAAAUAUGGAAUCGAUGGACCAACUAUUGAUAAUUUCUUUGAAAAUUCAGCAAAGAUCUAUUUAUGGAAGCCUGAAAGAUCAUUCUGAGGCAAUCAUGACACUUGAACUAUCACGGAGAGGAUAGUCAAGGCUCCGAGAUAUCUUCUGGUGUCUAUCCAAAGGUUUUACAAAGAUUCUCAUGGUUCUCAAAGGAAGAAUGAAGAUAUUGUACUAUACCCCAAUGAAUUCACUUUGGAAAAUUAUGUAGAAACAGAGACCAAAUACAGCCUAAAAGCUGUGAUUUGCCACUCUGGAGACCUAGACAGUGGUCACUAUUAUGCUUAUUGUAGAAGAGGCCUAGACUGGUACUAUUUCAAUGACGAAGAAGUUUACCAAGUCAGAUACGAUGAAGUUGACCCAAAGAAUGCUUAUAUGCUGACUUAUGAAGCCCAAGUAUAAUAUAUAUCAAUAUAUCUACA